UGAGUGCAUAGAUGAUGCAGACUGUAUGUGUUGUUGUUGUUGCUGCUACUGCAUACACUGCUGAACUCAGAUCCCGUUGAAAACAGCCUGUUAUUCACAACAGGUAAAACGUGAUCACAGUGUGCGACGUAGGGCACGCUACAGUAGAACACCUGUGCUACACGUGUGAACAGUUCAUUCCGUACAGGAGCAGCGGUAUGAAGACUCCGCUUGAGGCACAAGAUGAUGCCUUGGAUUUAGCUGGCCCACAUGAGUGAUAUGAAUAACACACUGGACGGAAUACACACUUCUGGAAGCCUCGGAGAGAAAGCAGAGAUUUUACAGGGUGGCAAGGGUAAUGUGAGUGGCUUUCCCAGCCCAGCCCUCAUCCCUUUGCGAGCUCCUUUACUAACACCAAAUGCCCAGAAGAUCAGGAAUACGCUCUGUAAGGGGAACAGGAGCAAUGAAGAGGGAGAGGAUUCAUUCUCUUCCCCUGUUCCAAACCCUUUCCCUGAGCUUAUCACCUCAACCCUCUCCCCCCUUGUCUCUGAAUGUUUAUUACCAUGGACUAAAAGUAGUGCAACUCAGGUAAUCAAAGUUUAUAAUGAAGAUAACACCAGCAGGGCAGUAGAGGUUCCCAGUGACAUCACUGCCCGGGACAUAUGCCAGCUGUUUGUCUUGAAGAACCACUGCAUUGAUGACCACAGCUGGACUCUUUUUGAACACAUCUCUCAUCUGGGAAUAGAGAGAACCAUUGAAGACCAUGAGUCUGUUAUGGAGGUACUAUCAAGCUGGGGAAUGGACACAGACUGCCGGCUGUAUUUUAGGAAGAAUUAUGCCAAAUAUGAAUUCUUCAGGAAACCCCUGGACUUUUUCCCGGAUCACAUGGUCUCUAUAUCAAGUGAAGCCAAUGGGAUGGUGGAUCACUCUCAGCUUAUACAGACCUUUCUCAACUCCAGCACUUGUCCAGAGAUACAUGGAUACCUCCAUGCCAAAGAACAAAGCAGGAAGUCUUGGAAGAAGUUUUAUUUUGUCCUGCGGAGGUCAGGGCUUUAUUUCUCCAGUAAGGGAACUUCCAAGGAACCAAGGCAUCUCCAGUUCAUUGCCGACUUCAGUGACAGUGAUGUCUACACAGUGUUGUCAGCCAAAAAACUACAUGGAGCACCUACAGAUUAUGGCUUCUGUGUCAAGCCCACAAAGUGUACUUCAGCCCGAGACUUGAAGUUGCUUUGUGCGGAUGAUGAGCAGACUAGGACCUGCUGGAUCACAGCCAUGCGCUUGUUAAAGUAUGGAAUGGAACUGUACCAAAACUUCAUUCAGCCACACCAGAAACAAAAAGCGUCCCCAAUGAGAAGCAUCUCAGAGAAUUCACUGGUGGCCAUGGACUUUUCUGGCCAAAAGAGCCGGGUGAUUGAGAACCCGUCUGAGGCGCUGUCUGUGGCUGUAGAGGAAGGCCUGUCAUGGAGGAGAAAGAGCUGCCAUCGUCUGAGCGGCCAUGGGAGCCCCUCCACAUCACAGAGCUCAGUGUCAAACAUAGCCCUCCACAUGACUCAGUCCUGGUUCCACGGCAAACUGUCUCGGGAUGAGGCUCAGCGUCUAAUUACUCAACAGGGUCAUAUCGAUGGAGUAUUUCUUCUGAGGGACAGCCAAAGCAACCCUAAGACAUUUGUACUGUCGCUGUGUCACAUGCAAAAAAUCAAACACUUUCAGAUCUUACCUGUGGAUGAUGAAGGGGAGUUAUUCUACAGUCUGGAUGAUGGUCACACACGGUUCACUGACUUGAUCCAGUUGGUGGAGUUUUACCAGCUAAACCGAGGAGUGUUGCCCUGCAAGCUCAAACACCACUGUGCCCAGAUCACCCUGUGAACAUGGGGACCCAAGAGACCCCCGAGGGCCCAGAUGCACCUUAACUACAGGGCCUUUUCUGGACAAACACUCCCAGUGUUCUUGUGCCUUGAAGAGAAAGAAAGAUAUCCAGACUGAACAACUAUGCUAACUAACUAAAACUACUGUUAUCAUCCACUAUCGUCUACAUUCGUACUGUGCUACAUGGUCCCUCAUUUUUCUUUUUCAAAACAAGCUGAAUUUGACAAAUUACUGUUGACUGUAUAAUAACUGGCUACAUGUGCUGAAGAUGAUGUGCACAUUUGUCUAGUGAACGUUAGUCUUUAGCCCUGUAUUGUGCCCAUGUGUGGCGGUAAAUCCAUUGUGCAAAGUCCAAACAUGACUUCUCGUACUGUGUAUUGUAGAGCUGAAUGUGUACUGCAAACAGCUUGUGAUUCUAACAGCAUCAUGACACUAGUGAAAUAAAGUAGAUUUAUUUUCUUAAUUGACAUACAGUAGUUUGUAGUUAGUUAGUUUUCACUAAAAACAUUUCAAUAGAAUGUCUUCUACAGUAUGUAUACACCUCAUUUUUUAUUUGAAACCAUAUCAUGAUGGGAAUUAUAGUAGCCUACACAACAUCUCUGAGUAAUUUCAGUAAAACUCUAUCUUACUUUUCAUGUCAUUGUAUUUCUAAGUAUUCAGGUAUUUUUUUUAAAGAAAAUGAUUGUUUUCUAUUUGAGAGCUAAAAUGACGUCUCAGGAAGUGUCACUGUGCAUGCUCCUGUAAGCUGGACUGAGACUGUUGUAGAGACAAAAGGAGAGGUAAUGUUCAGGUGGAGAGGAAUGGCACACAACCUCACUAGCCUGCACUGUUCAUUCAUUUUAAAUGUAUGUGAUUAAAUGAAAUGUUUGUAUUACAUGAAAUUGUUAGCUUGCUCUAGAGCGAGAGGAGUGAAAUAUAAUUCACCAGUUUUAUAUAUAAGCCAUGAAGAUGAAAAUCAGAAAUACUGUCUGACUGAUUUAAAUCAUAUCUGAAUUCAGUGUAUAAUAAAAUUUAGGUUUUAUAUUUUCCAAA
Messenger RNA from Sander lucioperca (pikeperch), 2877 nucleotides. RefSeq names its product growth factor receptor-bound protein 14 (gene grb14). The transcript is spliced from 15 exons. The coding region runs from base 250 to 1845 and encodes 531 amino acids. Lineage: Eukaryota; Metazoa; Chordata; Actinopteri; Perciformes; Percidae. Gene Ontology annotation, cellular component: cytoplasm; plasma membrane. The record is from RefSeq and is a predicted model, not a curated record. Gene Ontology annotation, biological process: insulin receptor signaling pathway; negative regulation of insulin receptor signaling pathway.